UGUAGAGAGAGAGAAUCAUGAGGUUCUGGAGUGGUUCUCUCCUCCUGGGUCUGCUGAUCGUCCUCAACCUUCAGUCCUGUGUGGAGGGACAACAUGGGGCUAAAGGACCAAAAACAUGCUGUUUCAGUUUCUAUCAGAAACGAAUCCCUGCAAGAAAUAUUGUGAAUUAUGAAGAAACGGACUUUGGCUGCCCAAAACCUGCACUGAUUUUUAUCACUCGGAAGGGUAAACGUGUGUGUGUAAACCCGAAACUGGGCUGGGUGCAGCGAGUCAGGGGGAAGAUCGAUUGGAAACCUGUGGAAAGUUCCAACUGAUCCGACUGAAUAAAUCAUCUCUACAUUAAUAACAAAUCAUCUACUUCUUCUGUUUUCUGCUGAGUAAUACUGUUUAUUACUGUUUAUUAAUGAUUAUCACUGAUUAUUAAUGACUUUUACUGUUAAUUACUGAUCAUUUCUGUCUCCUAAUGCAGCAGCACUAUUCUUGAUUAUUAAUAAUUUUUACAGUUUAUUACUGAUAAUUUCUGACACUUACUGCAGCAGCACUUAUCUCUCUUUUUAUUCGUUUUGUGUUUAACCUUCUGAAUGUUUAAUUUACACAAUUGUUUUUCUCCAUUUAUGUUUUAUUAAUAAGUAUUUUGAAAUUAGUUUAGAUAUAACUGCAUAUAAUUCAGUAAUGUGUGGAAUGAGACCCCAGGCUGUGUAGAAUCAGUUCUAGAGUAAAAAUGAGAAGUAUGAUAAUUAGAAAAUGAACUGUAACCUGCAGAAAUAUAAUUCAUGUCCCACAAGAACCCCCGUAUUUACUUAUAUGUAUAUUGUUUCCAAAUGUCAUGAUGAAUAAAAAUGCUCCAGAAAUGAGAAACACUUUGAAUAUAUUUUUUUUAAAUUGUCUUAAAAUGAUUUUACUUUAACCCUUGUGUGGUGUUCAGGUCUGUGGGAACCGUUUUCAUUUUUCAUCAAAUGAUACUAAAAAAAUAUUUUUUCUAACUCAAACUCUUUGGCAUUGGCUCAUUUUUUGUGAAAAACAUAUAUCAAAACACAUUUUCGAUAAACACACACUGCAUGUCAGGUCUUUUGUCUGUCUGCUUCGUAUGUCUGUGUUAUUCUCAGGUCUGUGUUUCAUCUCCAGUGUUUUUCCACUCACCUGUGUUCAUAUGUAGCUCCGCCCCUUCGUCCCAGGUGUUUCCUGUUUCCUGUGUGUGUGCACCUCUAUUUAAGGUCCGUGUUCCAUUUCCCCGGUGUCGAUCCUUGUACGUUUAUCGUCUGUCAGUGCUCCAUGUUUUCCCCAGUUUCCUCAGUCCUGUUUUCCGUAAAUCCCUGUGUAUUUUGUAUUUGUUUUCGUUAAUAAAUCCCUUUUUGUUUGCAUUUG
Molecule: messenger RNA, 1365 nt
Organism: Astyanax mexicanus (Mexican tetra)
Lineage: Eukaryota; Metazoa; Chordata; Actinopteri; Characiformes; Acestrorhamphidae
Product: C-C motif chemokine 3-like
Exons: 3
Coding region: 18-314 (98 amino acids)
Biological process (GO): cellular response to interleukin-1; chemokine-mediated signaling pathway; monocyte chemotaxis
Cellular component (GO): extracellular region
Molecular function (GO): chemokine activity; CCR chemokine receptor binding
Source: RefSeq, a predicted model, not a curated record